UAAAUUAUUCAGAAUUUUUUUUCUGAUACAAUUGAUAAAGCUAUUAGAAAAAUAUAAUUAUUUUGUUAGUUCAUAUUCUUUUUUAUUAAAAUUAAUUAAUAGAUAUAUUAAUUUAAGUUUUUUUACAAAUAUUUUAACCCUUUAUUUAUCUUUUUUUAAUUUUCAUAGUCUUCUUUUAAAUUUUUUUACAUUAUAUACUUUUAUUUUAUCAAUUUCUUAUUUAAAUUUUUCAUAAUCUGAUAAGUUAAUUUAAAUUCAUUAAGACUCCAUUUUUUUAAAUUAGAAUUUUUUUAAAUUUUCUUCCAAGAACUAGAUUUUAUUUAUCGAAUUUAUGAAUGUCUAAAAACUUAGUGCAUUCACUAAAGUAUUUGUUUUCUACUUUCAAAUUAUUUUUAUUGGUUUCUUUUUAUGUAAUAAUUUAUUCCUUUUUAUUUAUCUUUUCAUUUUUUUAACUUAAAUAUCUUUUUUGUUUAAUUAUAAAUCUAUUUAAUUUAUAAAAAUUAAUAGAAAACUCUUAUUUUUAUAAGAUUUUUUCCUUUUUUAUAUUAAAACUUAAUUUUAUGAGUGUUUAUUUUUUAACCCAUAUACCCAAUAUAAGUUUUUUUUACUGCUUAAUUAUAAAGAAUUUUAUGUUAAAUUAAAGUAGAACCAUUAAUUUUUUUUUUGAACCAAACAAAUAAUAUAAUAAAUCAUAUCACUAAUUUAAAUUGUGUCGUUCUAGGUUUUGUAUAGAUCACAAAUAUAUUAUUAUAAGAUAAGAAAACAAUUAUACAAAACUAAGUAAAAUAUAUUACUUAGCCUUAUAUUAAUUAGGAUUUGAUGACAAGCUGGAGCUAAUACAGAAUUCUAAAAAGUCGCUGUGUUUAUAUUAGAUUCGGAAGAUAGACAUAAUAUAUGCAUAUAUAAGCUACCUCAGGAGCUUAAAAACCUUUGACUGAUGUGGAUAAUGAAUUAUUGUAAUUAUUUGAAGAUUAAUUAAAACCGGUAAAAAUACUUCGUGCACAUACAAUAACUGAAUAAUAAAAACUUUAAUUGAAAGAAAAGAAACAAAAAAUUGAUAAGAAAUAAUAAUUUCUCAGAAAAUGUA
This is a messenger RNA of Ichthyophthirius multifiliis, 1087 nucleotides long. RefSeq lists its product as hypothetical. NCBI's taxonomy places the organism in Eukaryota, Ciliophora, Oligohymenophorea, Hymenostomatida. The record is from RefSeq and is a predicted model, not a curated record. The transcript is spliced from 2 exons. The annotation marks the transcript as partial.